This is a messenger RNA of Peromyscus californicus insignis, 2544 nucleotides long. RefSeq names its product potassium channel tetramerization domain containing 14 (gene Kctd14). The coding region runs from base 933 to 1694 and encodes 253 amino acids. Gene Ontology annotation, molecular function: protein binding. NCBI's taxonomy places the organism in Eukaryota, Metazoa, Chordata, Mammalia, Rodentia, Cricetidae. Gene Ontology annotation, biological process: protein homooligomerization. The transcript is spliced from 3 exons. The record is from RefSeq and is a predicted model, not a curated record.
GCACCCCUCUCCUGUCUUCCUACCAUCUCACGCAUUUCCUCUUCUAUUUCCCAUAUUUAUGGGUUAAAAACAGUACACGUCAUUGCUCCUUCAACUGUUUGUUUAAUUCUUUCUAAACUGAAGUAACGAUUUUUUUCAGCUACUUUAGUUUUUCAUUUUUAGAGGUUCUAUUGGGCUAAAAAAAAAUCUCCCCGGUCUUUAAAAAAAAAUUACAUCUUCUUGUUCUUUACUCACGUUUAGGUUUCUGUUGGGUUUUGGUUUUGUAGAUGUGUGGCUAGAACGCAGGUCCUGGUUGUGUGAUAGGCAAGGGUGCUACCACUUAGCCACACCUGCCGCUCAUGUUUUAGAUGCCCCCUUUGGUUUAUUUCAUGACAUUCAAUACACUCACACUGUACGCCUAGCAAUCUCAGGGUCUGAGGGGCUCAUGCUCGGCUCUGUUCGACUUUUCCUUGUGAUUCUUUGUUUCCUUUUGUGGUUUGUGGUUCCGGACUGUGAGCUUGUUUGAAAGACCUCUUGCUAUCUGUGUACAUUCUUUGAAACUUGGUUUGAUUAUACUUUCACUCCCGGAGGGUUUCACUUUCUCCUUCCUUCCCUCUUUCCCAUCUCUCUUCUUUCCUUGUGGGGUGUGUGUGUGUGUGUGUGUGUGUGUGUGUGUAUGUGUGUGUGUGUGUGUGUUUCUGGAGGGUCAAACCCAGACUUCAUAUAUGCUAAGCAAAUGUGCUACCACUGAGUUACACCCCAGUCUCUCGGGUUUUAUUUUCUUUGCUGAGUGUGUGAUUGCACUAUCUAAUCAGUUUCAUUUGAAUUAAGUUUAUAGCUGUUGUCUCUGUUGAUGACCCUACUGGGCUCCUGUAGUGUAAAUACUGGGCUCUUGUAGUGUAAAUAUGUUUUAGAGAAGACUUUUCUCACUCAGAACUAAGGAAUGAAACAGGAUGAGCCUGCCGGCAAACCAAGCUAAGGAGGCCAGCCAGGAGUCUCUGCCCGCAAACCAACUCAAGGAGCACAGCCCGGAGCCCCGGAUCGUAUGCUCCGACCCGGACAUCGUCGUGGAGCUGAAUGUAGGAGGGCAGUUCUACACCACCACCAUGGGCACCCUGAUGAAACAUCCAGGCUCCAAGUUUCCAGAGAUACUAUCCAGAUCAGCUAAACACUACAAAGACGCACAGGGCCGCUUCUUCAUUGACCGUCCUGGCACCUACUUUGGGCCUAUCUUGGACUACCUACGCACUGGGCAGGUGCCCAGAGAGCACAUUCCUGAGGUCUACCGUGAGGCUAAGUUCUACCAACUCCAUCUUCUGGUCAAGAUGCUGGAGGAUAUGCCACAGAUCUUUGGGGAGCAAGUGGCCCGAAUGCAGUUCUUGCUGGGAGUGCCAAACUACAGAGAGAACCUGGAGGUCCUGCUGCACCUGGCUCGGGCAGAGGCUGUGGCGAUGCGCUCGUCAAAGGUGGUGGUGUGUGUGGUGCACACGGAGGAGGAGGAUGCCAAGUGUGCGGAGCCGUUGCAUAUCUUGGAGGCCAAAAAGACGCCCGUUGUCAAAUUUGGGCCCUGGAAGGCAGGCCCUGGGACGGAGGACUUUGUGCACUGCCUGGAGAAGGACAUUAGAGCCCAGGGGUAUAAGGUGUCCCCUCAGAGGUACCAUCUGAGUAGGGACCCCUACACAUGCUUCUGGAUAUUCGUCUUCACUUGGUGGUGAUCCCUAGGAGGGGGCGGGCACUGUUGGUUAGGGGCCGUGGUGGGACUUGUGAAAUCCGUUGCCAUCAAAAUCCAUGUUCUAAAGCUGAGCCUGUAGUUCCAGCCCUUGGGAGGCUGAGAUAAGAAGACUCCCAUGAGUUCGAGGCCAGGCUUGGAUAUAGACUAAAACCCCAUUGAAAUGACUCAGGAGAGGCCAGGCUACCCUGACUCCACACCUGCUCCCCUCUGGAUCCACAUCUGCUUGCCAGAAUAAAGUAGGGUUCUCCCAUCUUCUGAGAAAUGAAGCUUGUCAAAUAUUUAACAAAGUGUAGCCGGAAACUUCUCCGGUCCCACCCUGCCCCGCGGUCCCACAACCACUUAGAAAAUAGUCACUUGAGGCUUAUAUUAAUUACAAACUGUAUGGCCUAUGGCUUCAGCUUCUGGCUAGCUAGCUCUUUCAUUUUAAAUUAAUCCAUUCCUAUUAAUCUCUAUGGUGCCCUGUGGUUGUGGUGCUACCGGUCUGCUGACAUCUUGUUGCAUCUCUUUUGACUCUGCCCUUCUCUCUGUAUCUCUGCUUGGACUUCCCACCUGGCUGUAAGCUUUCUUGCCAUAGGCCAAAACAGCUCAAUUUAUUAUCCAGUGAGAGGCCCACAUAUUCACAGCAUACAGAAAGACAUCCCACAGUAGACAAAGGGUUCCUCGUUGCUUGCUGGGAAAUAACCCUGAUGUAAAACCCCCCCUAGCCUGCACCUGGUGUGACGUAAUGUGGUUUUGUCUUUAUAAACUCUGUGGUGCUCAACUUGGGGGCCAAGAGUUCUUUGUGGCAGGAGUCUGACAUCAGUCACAGAUUAAAUAAAGGACUCUGAUCUGGC